UCGAUUCUUUUGAUAUUCGUAUGGACCCACCCACCUCUCGGGGAGCUCUUUUUAAGGAUACGCCGGAUUUGCGAGCCCCUGUCGGCUGCUGUAAACUAGCCACCCGGCCUGUCAGUGGAGGGGGAAAAGUGACGACGAAUGGGCCAUGGAGUGUAUUCCAGCAACUCUUGAGGAUCUUGAGAGCAAAAAGGAUGCACUUAUAGAAGACUCGGAGCACAAUGUGUACACAAGGUUCAUGAAGUCCCAUCGCUGUUACGACCUCGUUCCCACCAGCUCCAAAUUGGUGGUUUUUGACACAUCCCUCCAGGUCAAGAAGGCUUUUUUUGCACUCGUUUCCAAUGGUGUGAGGGCAGCUCCACUAUGGGACAGUAACAAGCAGUGCUUUGUUGGCAUGCUGACCAUCACAGACUUCAUUAACAUCCUUCAUCGUUACUAUAAAUCUCGACUGGUUCAGAUUUAUGAGCUGGAAGAGCACAAAAUCGAAACAUGGCGAGAGGUGUACCUUCAAGACUCUUUCAAGCCCCUGGUUAGCAUAUCGCCCAAUGCCAGCUUGUACGACGCAGUAUCCUCGCUGCUCAAGAACAAGAUCCACAGACUGCCCGUCAUCGACCCCCUGACUGGAAACACGCUCUACAUUCUCACACAUAAGAGGAUUCUCAAGUUCCUGAAGCUCUUUAUAUCUGAGAUGCCCAAGCCUUCAUUCCUGGGGCAAACCUUGGAGGAGCUGAACAUAGGAACAUACCAGAACAUAGCCGUGGUGCGCACAGAUACACCUCUGUACACGGCGCUGGGUAUUUUUGUAGAGCAGCGGGUGUCUGCGCUCCCUGUGGUGGACGACAAAGGUCGAGUGGUGGACAUUUACUCCAAAUUUGACGUCAUCAACCUGGCAGCAGAGAAGACGUACAACAACCUGGACUUGACCGUGACCAAAGCUUUACAGCACCGCUCUCAGUACUUUGAAGGGGUGCUCACCUGCCAUCGACACGAGACCCUGGAGGCCAUCAUCAACCGACUGGUGGAAGCGGAGGUGCACAGGUUGGUGGUUGUGGACGAGCAGGAUGUGGUGAAAGGCAUCGUCUCCCUCUCGGAUAUCCUCCAGGCGCUCGUGCUCACUGAUGGAGACGAGGACAGCGCGUGAGGCCAACACCGCGUGGAACCAGGAAAAAGGCAGCAAAGGUAGAAAGGUGAGGCUGCGGCAAAGGGAACAAGGAGUAGGGACCCGAGCGCAGAGGAAAUGUUGACAGCUCAAUGAAUGAUGGCUAUCUCCUACUUGAAAGUUACUAACCUAGCAAUACAACACUGCAUCAUUCCUGUGCAUGGAGUCACAUUUCAUAUCAGCAAGAUGCAAUAAUAGCACAAAGGUGCUCUUGAGGAGCUGAACUAGUCAGUUAACAACCAAUGCAAAGACUUUGAACUUGUACAUUUGUUGUUGUGCUGUCAUCUUAGAGGACGCUGCACUUUUUGGGGGGGAAUUUUGUCUUAUCUUUCGCAAUCCUUAUGUAAGACAAGAACACAUUUUUCUUUUUAAUGCGUUCUAACUAGUAAAUAAAAGCUAGCAAAAGUCAGCUAACACUAGAGGUCAUGAGUCAAGGUUUUAUAUACAUGCUGUAAGUAUAUAUGUAAUGAAGUAACAUUCAUAAUAACAUGUAAUAUUGACCUAUUUUGCCCAUUUUAAUUUUAAAUAUAUGUAUAUAUAGAAAAUAGCAAAUGUUGUGACGCAUCACCUUUGCUAUUUUCUUCAACAACACUGAUGAGUGCUCACUGCAGACUUCAUUAGACAACAAACAUGAUAAAACAUCACUUGCUGUACAAUGUCUGCUCUCAUUAGGAUGGCGUCUGCUAGAAUGUUCAUAUAUUUCCGUUUACAUGGAGUAUUAAUCUUAAUC
Messenger RNA from Entelurus aequoreus (snake pipefish), 1886 nucleotides. RefSeq names its product protein kinase, AMP-activated, gamma 1 non-catalytic subunit (gene prkag1). NCBI's taxonomy places the organism in Eukaryota, Metazoa, Chordata, Actinopteri, Syngnathiformes, Syngnathidae. Bases 146 to 1138 code for a protein of 330 amino acids. The record is from RefSeq and is a predicted model, not a curated record. The transcript has 13 exons.